CGGGGGUGGGGGGAGAGGUGGCGGCUGCAGCUGGGGUUCCCGCGGGAAGCGGAGCGCGGCGGGGCGGCCGGCGGCGGGAGGGCGAGCGCCAGAGUGACAGGAGAGGAAGAAAAAUGGGCCGAGAAAUCAGAGUGGACGCGCGGGGGGCGCGAGUCCGGGAGCGGGCGGCGGCGGCGACGGGCGGGGGGCCCGCGCCUCGGCCCCAGGGGACUUUCCUGGGCGCCCGGCCUGCGGGCCGGGCCGUUGCUCCGACCUCUGCCCAAUUCCAAGCCCGCCCCCGCCUCGCCGCGGGCCGGCGCCCCCUCUCGGAUCUGCGGCCCCUGCGCGCCCCGCGCCUCCUGGGAGCGCCGAGUGCCCCCGCGCCUGGGCCCGCGGGCGCCCCGGCCCCCGCCUCCUUUGCUGAUCCCGCCCCUGAGUCCCAAGUCCUUUCCUCUUCACCCCGCCGGGUCUCCCCGGGGUACCCCCACCCCCAAGGCCCCUGGCCCAGCGCCUAAUGGCCCCCCCGCCGCCGCCUGAUGAAGAUUUAUCGGCCUCGGAACCCCCGCCCCGGCCCGGCCUCCCCGAGCCUGCCCGCCCCCGCCCCCGCCCCGCGGCGGACACCUGAUGAAGCCGUCACCGGCCGAGGGGCUGCGGUCCGGACGGCCAGGCAGCAGGGCAGCUAGAGACGGGCAGAGAAAGUUCCGGGGACCCCGAGAGUGACCUAAGGGCAGAGUGCGACAAGCAGCCUAGGGAGCCCCCAACAGUGAAUCCAACCUGCUCUGGGAGAAAGGUUCUUGGUCUAGGGGGACCAGUGGGCCACCCGAGGGAGGAGGGCUGAGGAUGGACCCUUAGGUGUCAGAGAGGUGGGGGCCGAGGUCCUAAACUGAAUCUAAUGGAGGAGGUGCUGGGUCGAGAGUCCUGGGUUCUUGGGGGGAGGAUGAGGCCCCGGUGCCCUGGACUCCCGGGUCCUAGGCUGGGAGCUCGCCUUGGGUGGGUGGGGGGUGCUGGGUUGGGAGGCCUCUGAUUGAUUUCUGUUUACCGGCUGUCCCCGCAGGCGGAAGAGCGAAUCGCGCCCCAUCCAUCAACAGCCUCGCAGCCUCCCUAAUAAAAACAUUUUACUCCUAAA
Molecule: messenger RNA, 1105 nt
Organism: Cavia porcellus (domestic guinea pig)
Lineage: Eukaryota; Metazoa; Chordata; Mammalia; Rodentia; Caviidae
Product: skin secretory protein xP2-like
Exons: 2
Coding region: 114-494 (126 amino acids)
Source: RefSeq, a predicted model, not a curated record